GAAGAACAUGAGCACGCGCCCUAAGUGACUUCCAAGCACUUCAGAUCCCAUUCAACCCGCUUAAGAACUUAAACAGACCCAAAGUUUACAGAAGAAAGAUGAUCGCCACUCAAUUACUAGCGUACUACUUCACUGAGCUUCACCAUGACCACGUCCAGAAAGUGGACAAGUACCUGUAUCACAUGCGACUGUCCAAUGAGAACCUGAUGGAUGUCUCCAAGCGCUUUAGGAAGGAGAUGGAUAAAGGACUGGGUAGAGACACGAAUCCAACCGCAGCUGUCAAGAUGCUUCCCACCUUUGUACGCUCCACACCUGAUGGCACAGAAACUGGUGACUUCCUUGCCCUGGACCUGGGAGGAACCAAUUUUCGGGUUCUGCUUGUCAAGGUGUCCAGUAAUGGAAUGCAGAAAGUGGAGAUGGAGAACCAGAUCUAUGCCAUUCCAGAGAACAUCAUGAGGGGCUGUGGGUCUGAGCUCUUCGAUCACAUAGCCGAAUGUUUGGCCAAUUUCCUUGAAAAACUGGGCAUCAAAGAGAAGAAGCUGCCUCUUGGCUUCACCUUUUCAUUUCCUUGCCAGCAGACCAAACUAGAUGAGAGUUUUCUGGUGUCAUGGACCAAAGGUUUCAAGGCAAGUGGAGUGGAGGGGAAAGAUGUCGUGAGCCUGUUAAGAAAAGCCAUCAGGAAGAGAGGGGACUUUGACAUUGACAUUGUAGCAGUGAUCAAUGACACCGUUGGCACCAUGAUGACCUGCGGUUAUGAUGACCAUCACUGCGAAAUUGGCCUCAUUGUCGGGACAGGCACCAACGCGUGCUACAUGGAGGAGAUGCGGCACUUGGAGCUGGUGGAUGGUGAUGAGGGCCGCAUGUGUGUGAACAUGGAGUGGGGCGCGUUCGGAGAUGACGGUGCCCUGGAUGACCUCCGCACCGAGUUCGACCGGGAGAUCGACGCUGGCUCUCUCAACCCCGGCAAACAGCUAUUCGAGAAGAUGAUUAGUGGGAUGUACAUGGGCGAGCUGGUCAGACUCAUCCUGGUGAAGAUGGCCAAAGAUGGGCUGCUCUUCCAGGGUCACACCACGCCAGAUCUGCUCACCACCGGACACUUCCAGACUUCCUUCGUCUCUGCCAUUGAAAAUAGGAAGGAUGAUGAGGGUAUAGUGAGUGCAGAGCAGGUGUUGAGAGGGCUUGGACUGGACCCGACACCUGAAGACUGUGUAGCCACCCAGCGAGUGUGUCAGAUUGUGUCCACGCGAGCUGCUCAUCUCUGUGCUGCUUCACUAGCGGCUGUGCUACGGCAGAUCCGUGAUAACAAAGCCUCAGACAGAUUGCGCACCUCUAUCGGCGUGGAUGGAUCAGUCUACAAAAACCACCCAGAGUUUGCUCGGCGUCUGAAUAAGAUGGUGAGGUCUUUGGUUCCAGACUGUGACGUGCGUUUCUUGCGCUCUGAGGAUGGCAGCGGUAAAGGGGCUGCCAUGGUCACUGCAGUGGCAUACCGCUUGGCGAAGCAGCAUGCAGAACGUCAGCGUGUUCUGGACACACUGCGUCUCGGUCGAGAUCAGCUCCUGGAGGUGAAGAAAAGGAUGGAGGAGGAAAUGAAACGAGGCCUGGCUAAAAAAACACACAACAACGCCACCGUCAAAAUGCUGCCCACCUUCGUGCGCUCCACACCAGAUGGAACAGAGCGUGGUGAUUUCUUGGCAUUGGAUCUGGGCGGCACAAACUUCAGGGUGCUCUUGGUGCGCGUUCGAGGUGGGAAAAGACGAAACGUGGAGAUGAAUAAUAAGAUCUACACCAUCCCUCAAGACAUUACGCAAGGCACAGGCGAGGAGUUGUUUGAUCACAUAGUGCACUGUAUCGCUGACUUCUUGGAGUACAUGGGGAUGAAGGGGGCUUCACUUCCUCUUGGAUUUACCUUCUCAUUUCCCUGCCAUCAGGACAAACUUGACCAGGGUAUCCUGAUAAAGUGGACAAAGGGCUUCAAGGCCUCGGGUUGUGAAGGAGAAGAUGUGGCAUCCUUGCUGAAAGAUGCCAUUCAUCGCUGUGAGGAGUUUGAUUUGGACGUAGUGGCUGUGGUGAAUGACACUGUGGGCACGAUGAUGACCUGUGGGUACGAGGACCCGCAAUGUGAAGUUGGACUUAUUGUGGGUACGGGAACUAAUGCGUGCUACAUGGAGGAGAUGUCAAACGUUGAGCUGGUGGAUGGAGAUGAAGGCCGCAUGUGUGUGAACAUGGAGUGGGGGGCAUUCGGGGACCAAGGGGAGCUGGAUGACAUUUGGACAGAGUUUGAUCGAGCUGUCGAUGACCAGUCUACUUACCCAGGGAAACAACGAUAUGAGAAGAUGAUCAGUGGGAUGUAUCUUGGAGAGAUUGUCAGAAAUGUCCUGUUGCACUUUACUGCCAAAGGUCUGCUUUUCCGAGGCAAACUUUCAGAGAGACUGAAAACUCGCGGGAUCUUCGAGACCAAGUUCUUGUCGCAGAUUGAAAGUGAUCGUUUGGCAUUGAGGCAGGUCCGCUCCAUCCUGCAGCAUCUGGGUUUGACCAGCAGUACAUGUGACGACAGUAUUCUUGUGAAGGAGGUUUGCAGCGUCGUGUCCAAACGGGCAGCACAGUUGUGUGGAGCUGGUCUGGCAGCCGUGGUGGAUAAAAUCCGUCUGAACCGUGGCCUCAAUCAGCUCAGCAUCACAGUUGGAGUGGACGGCACGCUCUACAAACUUCACCCACACUUUGCCACCAUCAUGCGGGAGACCCUUAGAGACCUGGCACCCAAUUGUGAGGUCAGUCUCGUCCAGUCAGAAGACGGCAGUGGAAAAGGUGCUGCCCUCAUCACAGCGGUGGCCUGUCGAUUAAGAGAUGCGGGGAAGUAGUGACUGAGUGAAAUGAUCUAAAGGGCAAAAGAUAAUGAGGAGGAAAGAAAAAAGUGAUGUUCUGAGCUUCCUAAGAUUUUCAGUGUAUGUGUGUGUUUGUGUGUGUGUGUGCGCCACAAUGUGACCUUACUGAACCAACACUCCUGUUUUGUCCAAGAAUGUAACUUAUUUAUUUUUCUCCAUUUUAUGCUUUUGAUCACACUUUGCAAAGACUCAGCGUGUGCUGGUGGGGGGGUUAUAUGAAGAAAAGGGAAAAAAGGAAAGCAAAUAACUAGACUACAUCCUUUCAUGGUUAUAUUAUAUAUUUGUAUAGUUACUGGUUUGAAUCAUUGUACUUUCUAUAAAAAAA
Molecule: messenger RNA, 3207 nt
Organism: Danio rerio (zebrafish)
Lineage: Eukaryota; Metazoa; Chordata; Actinopteri; Cypriniformes; Danionidae
Gene: hk2
Product: hexokinase 2
Biological process (GO): carbohydrate metabolic process; hexose metabolic process; intracellular glucose homeostasis
Cellular component (GO): cytosol; mitochondrial outer membrane
Molecular function (GO): hexokinase activity; D-glucose binding; ATP binding
Source: RefSeq, marked provisional